Molecule: messenger RNA, 1375 nt
Organism: Gossypium raimondii (Peruvian cotton)
Lineage: Eukaryota; Viridiplantae; Streptophyta; Magnoliopsida; Malvales; Malvaceae
Product: RING-H2 finger protein ATL20
Exons: 2
Coding region: 37-1182 (381 amino acids)
Molecular function (GO): polysaccharide binding
Source: RefSeq, a predicted model, not a curated record
GGGGAAAAAAUAAAUAAAUAAAGGAAAGAGAUAAAAAUGGCUCUCCUAACAUAUCUCUCUUUCAUCUUCUUCUCCAUCUUUCUUCAUAACCCAACGACUGCUCAACGUUGUCCAACUUCAUGCCCCGGCAGCGAACUCGAACUGAAGUUCCCUUUCGGGCGGAACCCUAAUGGCAACCAAAACGGUAGUUGCAGCUAUCCCGGUUUCGGUCUUUCAUGCAGCAGGGCGACGGGAGAACCGAUACUUAAACUUCCGGAAUCCGGCGAAUUCUCCGUCAGGUACAUCGAUUACGAAGCACAACAGAUAUGGAUUGACGACCCAGAUUCCUGUCUCCCGAAACGGAUGCUGGAGAAUUUUAAUUUAUCGGGAACUCCUUUCGGUACUGAAUUCUGGUAUACCCUCACCUUCUUCAAUUGCUCCACUAGUGACGUAACUCAAAAGGGGUUAAGGUCGAUUUCAUGCCUUAGCGAUUCGAAUUAUUCCGUCUUGGUUUCCACGAUGAUCUCUACUGUGGAUUCCGCCGAGAGUUUACCGUCAACGUGUCAGGCUAUAAAGGCGGUCACUAUUCCGUUUGUUUUGGACGGAAUCCGGUUAGGUUGGAAUGAACCGAACUGUAGAUCGUGUGUUGAACGGCGAGGGGAUUGUGGCUUCACUGAUAGAAAUAGUCUGGAAACUGGGUGCUUUAAUCUGCCAAGCCAAGGCGGAGGAUUGCCAAGGGGUGCCAAGUAUGGAAUCAUCAUAGGAGCUGGAAUCCCAGGACUCUUAUGCCUAAUCGGGCUCGUUGCAUUCGCUGGAAGCCGAAUGAGACACAGGCGACAUCAACGAAACCUCCGCAACAUCGAAUUUUCCACAUCAGUUUCCCCAUCGGUGGCCAUUGUCAUGUCGGGACUUGACGGACAAACGAUCGAAUCCUACCCUAAAACUAAGCUUGGCGACAGUGGCCGUCUUCCCAAGCCUAAUGAUAACACUUGCCCCAUAUGCUUAUCAGAGUACCAGCCUAAGGAAACAUUAAGGACUAUACCAGAGUGUAACCAUUACUUUCAUGCAGAUUGCAUAGAUGAGUGGCUAAAGAUGAAUGGUUCUUGCCCUUUGUGUCGUAAUUCACCCAGCGGAUCAGCACCGAUUACCCCAUCUAUAUCUUCCUCUGGCUCUUCAUCAUCGUCGUCACAAUUAUCACCAUGAACAAAUUUUAUUAAAAAUAUACCAGCUCCUGUGUAUAAAUACAUAUACCCGUGAGGAUGUCAGUUUUGUGAUGUUAUUACAAUGUGUUUUAAUGGAUUUGGUUAUUAGAUAGGAAAAGGGGGAAAAAAUACAUUUUGGGCUCCAAAUUGUUUAUUCAUACUUCAUCAAAGUCAUCAUACUAUUCCGUUUAAUA